Ochotona curzoniae (black-lipped pika) is the source of this 836-nucleotide messenger RNA. Its product is annotated as histone H2B type 1-C/E/F/G/I. Gene Ontology annotation, molecular function: structural constituent of chromatin; DNA binding; protein heterodimerization activity. The coding region runs from base 97 to 477 and encodes 126 amino acids. The record is from RefSeq and is a predicted model, not a curated record. The transcript has 2 exons. Lineage: Eukaryota; Metazoa; Chordata; Mammalia; Lagomorpha; Ochotonidae. Gene Ontology annotation, cellular component: nucleosome.
AUCCUCAUUUGAAUACCGCAGCUAUAAAUGAGUGUGGCGUUCUCAGCCUGAUUAUUUUCUCAGGUGUUGCUUACUGUCGCAAUAUUUAGGGUUACAAUGCCUGAGCCAGCCAAGUCCGCUCCUGCCCCGAAGAAGGGCUCCAAGAAGGCGGUGACCAAGGCGCAGAAGAAGGACGGCAAGAAGCGCAAGCGCAGCCGCAAGGAGAGCUACUCGGUGUACGUGUACAAGGUGCUGAAGCAGGUGCACCCGGACACGGGCAUCUCGUCCAAGGCCAUGGGCAUCAUGAACUCGUUCGUCAACGACAUCUUCGAGCGCAUCGCGGGCGAGGCGUCGCGCCUGGCGCACUACAACAAGCGCUCGACCAUCACGUCCCGGGAGAUCCAGACGGCCGUGCGCCUGCUGCUGCCCGGCGAGCUGGCCAAGCACGCCGUGUCCGAGGGCACCAAGGCCGUCACCAAGUACACCAGCUCCAAGUAGACUCUGCACGGGAGAGAUACAGAUGCAGAGGAGAAAUGAAUGCACAGAGUGACUGGAAACAUGCAUCUGUCUAUAGACAAUGCAAAGUAUGAAAAUUCUGAGCUGCCCAAAAAUGACUGAUGAGUCUCCACCCAGAUUCCACUCAGCCUACCCCACUUCAUAUUGAUACAUCUACACGAGUAGAACAGCUUUAGCUUGGCCAUUUUGUUUUCCAAAUGAUAAAAAAAAAAAAAUAGAAUUUGCUUUCUGUGUUAGGCUAUUUACCACAAAAUCCGAUUUUGGGAAAAGGAUGAAUUGGAGAAUGGCAGGAAAUUUGUAAAUGAAUUGCUGUGAUUAAUAAAAUCUGCUGAGAAUUGGAA